CGGCCAAUAACAGGCCCAUGAGGAAGGUCUCCGCUUGAGGUGAUGGUGCUGAGGGACAAGAAUGCUCAAGCAGCGCCGACUUUCCGGGCUCGCCUCCCUCGCCCGGCAAAGCUCAUGACACUUCUCAAUUGGCCUCGCCGUGACCCGAAUCUACUGCCACUUCAAGAUGACCCGCCUCAGCCGAAUCAGCGGUGCGUCACUCGAUAUUCAAGAGUGCAAGGUGGAGCCACCUCAACGACACGCCAAGGCGCUGCAGUUGUGGGCGCUUGGGAUCGGUGCUGUGAUCAGCGGUGAAUACUAUGGCUGGCAGUCCUCACUCGUAGCCGGCUUUAACGGAAUGCUCAUCGUGAUGUCCAUGAUGACGGUGCUGUACGUAACGCUGUCCUUCUCGCUCGCCGAACUGUCGGCGACGAUCCCCGCCGGUGGAGGUCCGUACAUCUUCGCGCUACAUUCCAUUGGACCCCGUGCGGCGUUCUUCAGUGGACUGGCGGAGACUCUCAAGGUGAUCGCCGUCAACUCAUCGACCUUCUACACCAUCUACUCGUAUCUUCAGACGCUCUUCAACGUCGACCAGAAGUUUGCUCCGGUGUUCUUUAUCGCGUUCGGCAUUCUUUUCGGUGGUCUCAAUAUCUACGGCGUGCAAGCUUCGUUCCGGAUGCAGGCGUGCUCGACGACGCUCUGCGUGCUAUUGCUGCUCAUCAUGUUCUUCUCCGCCAUUCCGCACCUGGACUAUAACCAGUGGGUGGUCGAGCAAAACUGGAAGUACACAGAUCUGAGUAGUGCCAUCGAGGCGAUACCGUUCGCCAUGUGGUUCUACCUUGGUGUUGAAGAGCUCCCGCUUGCCAGUGAAGAGACCAUCGAGCCCGAAAAGAAUAUCCCUCGCGGCCUGUUCAUGUGCAUCUCGACUCUAAUGGUGCUAUCGUUCGGCACAGCCGUGUUCAGCUCGCUGAUUGCACCCGGUGCUGCUGCUAUGGCUGACGUGUCAGCGCCGCUCGUCACGAGCUUCCAGACGAUUUACGGCACUGGUGCGACCACGACGUUCUUCAAGUGGAUGACGGUCAUUGCACUGUGCUCCAGUCCCAACUCGUACGUCUUCUUCAUGGGCCAGCUGCUGUUUGCCAUCGCUCGAGACGGCUACUACCCUAAAUUCCUCGCAUACGAGCACCCGCGCCGCGGCACGGCGGUGGGUGCACUACUCUUCGGCACCAUUAGCUGCGUUCUGAUCGCUGUUAUCUUGCACUACGCCAUAGGCGAUGACGAUCUCGGCUCUGUUCUUAUCAACUUGACGCUGCUGGGCGCGCUGAUCUCUUACAUUUUUCAGCUGCUGUCAUUCGUGUUCCUGCGAUACCGGCAACCAAACCGACCCCGGCCGUACAAGAGCCCCUUUGGACUCGCUGGCGCCUUUGUCGGACUGGCACUGUGCGGCGUUUCUAUCUUCGCCAUCCUGUACACGAGCGUGGCCGACACCAUUUUCCUGGCGUCGAUCGUGGUGACGGGACUGGUGUUCUUCGCCGGCAGCGUCUACUUCUUCAGAAUCGUGCUGCCCAAAAUCGAGAACAAGACCCUAGGCUCCCCCGUCACGACCAAGGACAUGAAUGAGAAUCUCCUCAGCUCCAGAAGCCAGGUCCUCCUCUCCACCGGAGCGUAGGUCUCAGCGAGUCGUCUCAAUUAUAUCUUUACAUCCAUUUAUUUCUUUUAGUAACGUGCACGUCAAAUCACGAUCUCAAAUGUUGCCACAACCA
Molecule: messenger RNA, 1742 nt
Organism: Phytophthora nicotianae INRA-310
Lineage: Eukaryota; Oomycota; Peronosporomycetes; Peronosporales; Peronosporaceae
Exons: 1
Coding region: 167-1648 (493 amino acids)
Biological process (GO): transmembrane transport
Cellular component (GO): membrane
Molecular function (GO): transmembrane transporter activity
Source: RefSeq, a predicted model, not a curated record